This is a messenger RNA of Trichomonas vaginalis G3, 953 nucleotides long. RefSeq lists its product as uncharacterized. The annotation marks the transcript as partial. NCBI's taxonomy places the organism in Eukaryota, Parabasalia, Trichomonadida, Trichomonadidae. The record is from RefSeq and is a predicted model, not a curated record. The transcript has a single exon.
AUGAAUAAAAAUGGAACAGCUAAAAUGAAUGAUAAUCAAAUAAGAGCCGAAGGUAGAAGGUUAUUUAAACGCUUCUAUAACAUUCCUGAUGGUGUUAAUCCUAAAACUCGUAGAAGUUAUUUAAAUGAAGCAAUAGAUGCAUAUGAAGGAUUUGACAUUUCAUCAGAAAGUGAGAGGUUAGCAAGAAUGUUAAACGUUAAUAUUGAUUUUUAUUAUUGUGACCCUCAACCAGAAGACGUAGACAUUAACAAGGUAGACUUUCCAUUAGUGGAAUCAAUAAUGAUAGAUCCAGAAUUUGAAACAGUAAAUAUUUUAUUAACACAGAGUCCAUGUGGAAAACUUCACGCUGACAGAAUAACAGACGUUGAAGCACUCACAGGAUAUAAAGUUUGCCCCUUUUGCAAAGAAGAAGUAUAUUCUAUCCGUGAUGAUCCGGAAAGGAAAAACCAAAGAAGAUUUUUAAAACAUUGUGAGAAAUGUAAAGAAAAUAAUGGAAGAUUAAUUCAAGACGUUCAAUUGCAAAACACACAACAACCAUAUACACCACAUAUCACGAAACAGAAGAUAUAUCAAUGGCUAUUAGCACAUAAUUUGCAGGGAUAUUAUAAACCAACAAGAUAUUAUAUUACUUUUGACUUCGAAACAUUAGAGACUAAAGAAGAACUUCAACUUUCUGAAUGUGCAACUUUGAACGCUUACUUAAAACCAUUUAUGGUAUCAUCAACUGUCAAAAUAAAGCCGCAAAGCGGCGAGGUUGUAGACCGUGAUAAAACAUUUACGAGGAAUUUUUGCUUAACAUCAAGUGAUUCGUUCAUCUCUGAUUGGAUUGAAUUUUUAUUUUCAACCUGUUCAUUAGUUGCUAAAUCAAAUAUUGAACAAUAUGAAGAAUUAAUGAAGCCGCAAACGGACUCUUUGAGUCCUGAAGGUCUUUCAGACCAAACGGCGGGGACUUU